Molecule: messenger RNA, 1099 nt
Organism: Hibiscus syriacus
Lineage: Eukaryota; Viridiplantae; Streptophyta; Magnoliopsida; Malvales; Malvaceae
Product: epoxide hydrolase A-like
Exons: 3
Coding region: 134-1084 (316 amino acids)
Molecular function (GO): hydrolase activity
Source: RefSeq, a predicted model, not a curated record
ACUUCAAAAAGAUUCGUCUAAAAGGAUAAGGCUCCACUUUAAAAGGGACAAUAUUGUAGCAUUCCCCAACACUGAAAAUUCUGCUAAUAACAAAAAAGGUUCCAUAUAGAGUUGUCUGAAUCCGAGAGGGAAUAUGGAGAAGAUAGAGCAUACCACGGUGACCACCAACGGCAUAAACAUGCACGUUGCGUCGCUUGGUUCCGGCCCGGUUAUUCUUUUCUUGCACGGCUUUCCGGAGCUUUGGUAUUCAUGGCGCCAUCAGCUCCUUUCACUGUCAUCACUCGGGUACCGAUGCGUUGCUCCCGAUCUUCGCGGCUACGGUGACACGGAUGCUCCCACUUCUGCUGCUUCGUACACCGUUUUCCACGUUGUGGGGGAUCUUGUGGGCCUCCUUGACACGCUCGGUGUCGAGAGUGUGUAUUUGGUGGGACACGAUUGGGGCGCGUUGAUUGCUUGGUCUUUUUGUCAGUUCAGGCCUGAUAGAGUCAAGGCUUUGGUGAACCUGAGCGUGGCGUAUCGGCCUAGGAACCCUAUGGUCAAGCCCGUGGAAGGGCUCAGGGCUCUGUUCGGCGAGGAUUACUAUGUUUGCAGGUUCCAGGAACCUGGAGAGAUGGAAGACGACUUUGCUCAAUUGGGCACUGAAAAACUUUUCAAGUUGUUUGUCACAUCACUCGAUCCGCGUCCGUUUCGUAUACCUAAAGAGACAGGGUUGAGAGGGAUGCCUGAUCCGCCACCCUUGCCUUCCUGGAUUUCAGAACAAGACAUAGAUUACUUUGCUAACACAUUCAACCGAACCGGAUUUACCGGCGGACUGAACUAUUAUCGAGCUAUGAACCGGAACUGGGAACUCACAGCACCUUGGAACGGAUCAGAGAUCAAGGUACCGGUUAAAUUUAUAGUCGGAGACCUGGAUAUUACCUACCACAUCCCUGGCGUCAAGGAAUACAUACAUGAGGGUGGAUUCAAAAGGGACGUGCCGUUCUUGCAGGAAGUAGUCAUCAUGGAAGGAGUAGGCCACUUUAUCAAUCAAGAAAAACCAGAGGAGAUUAGCAUUCACAUUUAUGAAUUCAUUAAGAAAUUCUGAUUGUUAGCUCUUUAU